AAUGGGCGGCGCGGGCGAACGCCGGCAGCACGCGGAGCCCGCGUGUCCCUGCCGCCUGCCCUGUCAAUCACUGCCCCGCCCGCGCCCGCCUCCCGCUCCUCCGCCCGGCCGGGGCGGGCAGGAAUCGCUUCUCGGUCUCGGCACCGUGCCCCUCGCUGCCGGCCCCCGCCCGGGGCGGCGGGGGGCAGGCUACCGCUCCCGUCUCCCGGGGUGGGGGCGCGGGGCUGCCGCUGCAGCACGGCAACGGGAGCGCGGCUCCACUCGGGACCCACCGCGAAUACCAGACCCGUUCCGGGAGCGGGAUGCCGGCGGGGCGGGGCGGGUCGGAAUGGGAUGGGUUACGCUGUGCCGCCGGCCCGGCCAGUCGCGGCGCCCUCCCCCGGUGCGGUGCGAGGGGCGGAGCCGGCGCGGCUGCCACCUUUAUCUGUGGUGGCGGUGCGGGGGGUGGCACUGGGGAACACCUUGUUUUAAGAUGGGCGCUAUAAAUACGGCGCCGGGGAUGGGAGCGCAGCCACGGGCGGCGGCGAACUGACGGCGCGGCAGACAGCGGGUCCGGACCACGGACUCUAAUCGCCAGCAGCCGCCGAGCCAACCCCAGCCCGCGGCGGAGGGCAGCCGGUGCCGGUAGCGAGGAGGAGGUCGCCGCCGGCGGAGCCCCGCGGUCCAAGUCGCCUGGCCUGGCCUCGUCUCGGUCGCUCUCCCGCUUGGCCACCGUCAUGAUGCAGAUCUGCGACUCGUACAGCCAGAAGUACUCCCUCUUCAACGCCAUGAACCGCUUCAUCGGCGCCGUCAACAACAUGGACCAGACGGUGAUGGUGCCCAGCCUGCUGCGCGACGUGCCGCUGCUGCUGGAGGAGCUGGACGCGGCGGGCGCCGUCUGCCCGCAGCGGGAGGCCGCCCUCCCCACCGGCGACCCCGGCGCCUACUUCUCCCGCAGGGACAUGUACAGCCAUUACGUGCUGCUCAAGUCCAUCCGCAACGACAUCGAGUGGGGCGUGGUGCAGCCGCCGGCCGGCGAGGAGGCGGCCCGCAAGAAGGACAAGCUGGGCGGCGGCGGGCCCGCCGACGAGAGCGAUGGGGAGGAGGACCUGGAGAAGCAGUUCCACUACCACCUGAGCGGACUCCACUCGGUCCUCUCCAAGCUCACCCGCAAGGCGAACGUCCUCACCAACAGAUACAAGCAGGAGAUCGGCUUCAGCAGCUGGGGACAGUGAGUGCCGGCGGGGAGCAGGGGAAGGCGGCGACCGGACCACCGGCACCGGUGCGUCCCCCCCCCCGGCGCUGCUGCUGCCGGCGCGGUAGCGGGCGGCGCCCCGAGGCUGGGGCUUCCCAGGACUGCAGCCGGUUUUCUACCAACGCACAAGCCAGAGAGAUGUAAAUUAAUCAGUACUAGUUUAUUAAUUAACCCCCCCCCCCCCCCCGUCCUUAUCGUUUUUUAUUGUACGGUCUGGGGCGAGCGGGUGUCGCUCCUCCCCGGGCAGGGAGGCCAAACCCUAUGUGUACGAGGCAGUGGCGUAGCUGGCAGAUAGGAGGCUCGGAUGCAAGCCGAUGAAUAUGACAAGACUGGCAUAAAAUUGCUUCUGCUACCCGGGAGGGAACCCAGUGGGCUGAGGAGCAUCCCUCUGUGGCGGGACGGAUGGCGGGUCCCGUGGUUGUACAUGUACUGGAGCUUAUUUAAUACUUUUUUACUCAGAUAUAGAGUAUAUUCUAAAAUAAAUGCAAAUGUAUUAACUGAAAGUGACUUAAACUUUUUGGUAUGAUUUAUGUUUCUUUCAUUAAAUGAUAUUUUUAACAUCUGGAA
Molecule: messenger RNA, 1801 nt
Organism: Strigops habroptila (Kakapo)
Lineage: Eukaryota; Metazoa; Chordata; Aves; Psittaciformes; Psittacidae
Gene: MID1IP1
Product: MID1 interacting protein 1
Exons: 2
Coding region: 717-1214 (165 amino acids)
Biological process (GO): regulation of lipid biosynthetic process
Cellular component (GO): cytosol
Source: RefSeq, a predicted model, not a curated record